GUUGACAGGAGGAAGCUAUUAUCAACCAUUAUCAACAUUGUCUUCUCCUUGGUAUCCUAUGAAUCUACAAGCCUACCCUUAUUCCCUAACAAUAAUUUCUCUCCCAAUUUUCUUGCAAUUUCAAAUUUCAAAGAAAUUUCCAACUUCUUCUAGCUCCUACUACACCUAUAAUAUAAAGUCCUGUUCACUCAGCUAUUCCAGAAGUUGUUGCUUGUAGAAUAUCUCUUAGUUUCAGCCUAGAUUCCAAUCCAUUAUGGGCCUCUCCCAGUAUCCAACUCCAGCAGAUGCAGGAGUGCUCUGCGUUAUUCUAGUGAACACAGCCAUAUCCAUCUCCAUUGUCAAGGAGAUGGUCCGAUCGAUCCUUCAUGUGAUUGGCAUCCACAUUUCAUCAUGGGAUGAUUAUUCCAUCGAAGGCUCCUUGGACUCGUUUGAAUGCCGAAGAAGCCCAUCAGAGUCAUAUAUGGAGGAAUUCAGAAGCCAUACCCCUGCAAUUCGUUAUGAUUCAAUCUGCAUCUCUAACCAUGCUGAGAAAGAGUGCUCAGUCUGCCUGACGGAUUUUGAGCCUGAUGCAGAGAUAAACCAUCUCUCGUGUGGCCAUGUUUUCCACAAGCUUUGUCUAGAGAAGUGGCUCAAGUACUGGAAUGUAACUUGUCCACUUUGCAGGAAUUACAUGAUGUCUCAAGAAGGCGAAGAAGAUACUUGUCCUAUGUGAGCUCUAGAAGCUUAAUGAGGCUAUAACACUACUAUAUACAUCUUGAGGAUGUUCUGGUGUACAGCUUAGUAGUGUACAGGCUGAGUACAUGCAAUGGUUGAUCUUUGACAUUGGGUAGUUCUGUAGCUUUUCAUAUUUGUAAUGCUUGGCGUCCUCUCGGAGUGACGGGUCUCUUUACUGUGACCAAGAAUUCAUACAUUCUCGUACAUAAUAUAUGGAAGAUUUUGUUAUGAUUUUUUCCAUCUU
Molecule: messenger RNA, 958 nt
Organism: Solanum dulcamara
Lineage: Eukaryota; Viridiplantae; Streptophyta; Magnoliopsida; Solanales; Solanaceae
Product: probable E3 ubiquitin-protein ligase XERICO
Exons: 3
Coding region: 254-712 (152 amino acids)
Source: RefSeq, a predicted model, not a curated record